This is a messenger RNA of Radiomyces spectabilis, 1495 nucleotides long. RefSeq lists its product as uncharacterized. The transcript has 2 exons. NCBI's taxonomy places the organism in Eukaryota, Fungi, Mucoromycota, Mucoromycetes, Mucorales, Radiomycetaceae. The record is from RefSeq and is a predicted model, not a curated record. The coding region runs from base 71 to 1210 and encodes 379 amino acids.
CCGUCUCAUUCCGCUUAUCGUUUUCUCAUUUGUUAGUGUUUCUUUUUUUGAUUAAUUAUUAUCAUUCUCCAUGGAUACGGUUAAUGUCGUGAAUUACACGUUUUCGUCGUCGUCUUCUGAUCGAGAAUCAUUGUUCCGACGACAGGCCAAGGCCAUCACUCGACGAGCACCACUACCUUAUGGUCACAUCCCUGCGAGGCAUAUGCGACGCCAUAAACGGUCAACAACGCAUGAUAUCCACGAUCUUAAUAUGGACACGAAACGGCCUUCAUCAAAAGCUCCUUAUCCAUUUUCGUCAAAGUUAUCCCUGUCGCCACCUUCCUCAUUUUUGUCGCUGUUGGCCAACCUGUUAUCGUUCUCUCAGCGGGAUGUGCCGUCAUCUCCGGUAGGAUUCAUGCCUCGAUCUUCCCACGAAUCCAAAGUAUCAAUGUCACCCUUUGAGGUGAUUGCGCCUAUGAGUACACCUAUUGAUUGCUGCGGAUACGACAAUAGUGAUUUAUACCAGGACAAUUGCAGCUGUUUAAGCACUAGUAACUCUAGCACAAGUUCAUGCGGGAGUCUGAGUUCAGUCAGUACCUGCAGCAGCUGUGCUACGAAUAGCUCGGCCAAUUGGGGGUUCAGCGACGCAGAGACAAGCAUUCGGAACCAUGUCCGCAAUCAUCCCCAUCACGGUAGCAUCAGUACGGCAGCAUUAUCCGAUAUUUUAUGCGAGCACUAUGUACAAACACAGACGAUGGCCAUGACGGGCGAUACCGAUUUUAAUUCACUUUUGGAAGAGAACAAUGAACAUGUCAUUGACGUGCCCCUGGAAACCUUCCGAAUGUUCGAGGCGCCGUUGAAUCAUGACGAAGAUACCAAAUCCAUCUGGUUAAACUUGCAAACCACAAGAGACUGGACCCCGAUUGACGUCUCGUCAAAAGAAGCUGUGGCCGAUGAGGAUGCCAAAGUGCCAAUAGGCGAGCAUGCAACACCGCAUCCAUCACCCGUGAUCCAUGUGGAACGAACCCCUAAUCAUCGUGCCCGAGAUACCCGAGUCAACGCAGCUCAUCUUCGAAUGAUCGUGGCGGAAGUGAAUAUGAUGCGGGCGAACAAGAUCAUAGGUCCACUUCGGCCUCGUGGUUACCUUCCCAAACGGCAACAUCGCUUUGUCACCAAUCAACCCAGUCGAUUGAAAUACCAAGAUCCUCAUCUCAGCUCCGUGAACUGUUGAUCCAAAGAGAAAAAAAAAAGCACCCCUCUGGUACACCUUAUUUUCCCUUUGUCCUUUUUCCUCACACUCCGCCUGGCUUGCGGUAACUGCCUGAUUAGGUAUACUUUUAACAUCUCAUCUCUUUUCCCUUUUUCAACAGACAAACCUCCCAUUGAUUUCGCUCAUCAGCAUUUCAUUUUUUUUUUGAUUUUCUUGUUUUUGGUCGUCUACUCUAUGUAUAUUCGUCUUUAUAAUGCUACCGAUAAUAAUAAUGUGAAUGUGACCACCUGCAAUCAUGCAGCAUAC